AUGUCAAAGAAAAUCGCUAUUGUCGGGGCUGGUGCUGCGGGCAUGUCCUGCGCUGCCACCUUGGCCAAGCAUCCCGAGUUCUCAGUAACGCUGAUCGACAUCGAGUCGCAUACCGGCGGACAGGCGACAUCAAUCCCACUAGAUCAGUCUACCCACGGAGCGAGCUGGCUAAACGAUGGCGUUCAAGGUGGUUCGCAAAUCUUUCGGCACACUUUCCAAUUUUUCCGUCGUUAUGGUUACGAGCCCCAGCCGGUCAAGCUUCAAGUCGCGUUUGGUAAAGGGAAAAACUUCUGGACCAACGUGUUCCCAAGCCCAUUGGUUGAUCAGCACUCGGCAGAAAUCAAGAAGCUCUCACGGGUGCUUACAUGCAUCAAGUAUUUGAUGCCUAUUCUUGGCAUCAUGCCAGUGAAAACUAUUUUGCGUCUAUUUCGUUUUAGCACCGAUUUCAGCAAUAGGAUGGUCUUGCCACUCCUGGCUCUGUUUCUUGGAACAGGGAAUCAAACACCCAAUGUCUCAAGUGUCCUGUUGGAGCGCCUCUUCAAUGACCCGCAGAUGAAGUUGUGGGAGUAUGACCCGGAUACACUAUUGCCAAAUCUCCCUCUCAUGUAUACGUUCCCAAACUUGAACAACUUUUACCGAGACUGGGCAGCAGACCUUCGCGCCAAAGGUGUUGAUGUUCGACUCAAUUGCGCUGUGACCAUCUUUGAACGAAGCAAAAAGGGUAUCGUACUGCAACUGCAAAGUCAUGAAGACGGACAACCGACGGGGCAACCAUUGACAGAAUCAUUCGAUGAUCUAGUCAUGUGCUGCCCAGCAGACGAAUCUAAGAAGCUCCUUGGUCAAUUAGCGACCUGGCGCGAGAAGUAUGUCCUGGGUGGAGUCAAGUUUUUCAACGACCUCACCAUCACCCAUUCCGACUCCAACUAUUUCCAGCAGAUCUUCGAGUCUCUGUAUGAUCCAAAGCUCAGUGCGAAGCCCACAACUCAGGAACGCAAAAAUCAAAUCGCGUUUGCCGAACAAGAGCCCCAUAGCCAGAAGGAUGGUUGGCUGGGAUUCCGACCGAUGUACUUCAUGCAUUCAUACGAAUCGGACCCUACAAAAAUCGAAAUGGGGUUCAAUUGCAGUAACUACCAGCAUCAGUUCCGUGAGGAACUGGGCGAAAACAACUCUCCUUUGCCUCAGGACCAACAGGUGUUCCAGACAAUCUUCUUGAAUGAUCAAGAGAAAGACCUUUGGACAUGGAAUGCCAUUGAUCCAUCCAAAAUAAUAUCACGGAAAUGGUGGCAUCAAUUCGGCCAUCGGUGGCAGCACUAUCUCAGAGUUGUUCCAGGUAUGGCGUUCAUCAAUGGCACUAAUCGGACGCUAUACGCAGGAAGUUGGACUAUGGUGAACAUGCAUGAGAUUGCGUGUAUCUCUGGCAUUGCUGCUGCAUACCGACUUGGCGCUACCUAUGAACCUUUUGAUGACUUUGCUGAGGACUUCUUUGCGAAGUACCUGCUUUUAUGUCACGGAACCAGGUACAAGAAGGCCAAGCCGAAGAAUGCAUAG
Penicillium antarcticum is the source of this 1548-nucleotide messenger RNA. Its product is annotated as putative flavin-containing amine oxidasedehydrogenase. The transcript is spliced from 4 exons. The coding region runs from base 1 to 1548 and encodes 515 amino acids. NCBI's taxonomy places the organism in Eukaryota, Fungi, Ascomycota, Eurotiomycetes, Eurotiales, Aspergillaceae. The record is from RefSeq and is a predicted model, not a curated record. Gene Ontology annotation, molecular function: oxidoreductase activity.